AUUCUUGCCUUUAUGAAAAAAAUGGAUGCGACGAAGAUGCCGAGUCUCACUUCGAGCCAGAAUUUCCCACGUCUCUUCAGCCUUCCUCCCCAGAUCACAGGUUUUCCCACAGUACAGGCAGCUUGAGUGGGUGUGGUUAUGGAGAGACUGUUGUUCAGGCUAUCGAACAGUAUGCUAACAAAGUAGUGGAUGACGCUUUAGAGCUGAGUUCAGGAUCUGUAGUCUUCCACAUGUCUGAGACCACAAAAGCGGCCGAUAGGGUGACUUAUGCAGAAAAGUUGUCACCUCUGGUAAGUCAGGCUUGCAGGUAUUGUGACCGGAAAGAGCUCCAUGACUGCACUGGAAAUUCAUGUCCACGCUUUCCCAGACCAGAUUCACUUGCUAGUAGUAAGCCAGUUUCUAAUUCAAAAUUUAGCAACAUCUACCAGAAAUCUAGAAUUUUUCAUCUCGAUGUCCCUCAAAUUCACAUUGAUCUUGAUAAGAAGACAGUGCUUGCUGAGAAGAUAGUUGCGGAAGCGAUUGAAAAGGCAGAGAGAGAGCUGAGCAGUACCAGUUUGGCAGCUGAUAGUGGGAUCGGACAGGACGGUGUCAUCUUUGCUGAAAGCCUCACUACUGAGAUAAUGACAUCGGCGAUGAGGAAUGUUGGACAGGCUGUUAGCAGUCCAAAAGAAAUAGAAGACUUUCAGUCAACUGAGUCUUUUGGUAGCCAGCAGAUGAAUCUCAGUAUUGGUGAUGACAGCACUGGUAGCUGGUCCAAUUUAAGUUUUGAAGAUGAACACCAGGAUGAAAGCAGUAGUUUUCAUCAUCUAAGUGAAAGUAAUGGUAACAGCAGUAGCUGGAGCAGUCUUGGUUUAGAAGGAGAUUUGUAUGAGGACAAUUUAUCCUUUCCAACAUCAGACAGUGAUGGGCCGGAUGAUAAAGAUGAAGAGCAUGAGGAUGAUGUAGAAGGUUCAGAGCAAGAUGGAAAUACUCUGCUAAUUGCGAAUGUUGAUAUGGAGCCAUGCACAGUAGACCCCCAGCUAAGGAUUAUUCUUCAGUGGCUCGUUGCCUCUGAGGCCGAAGUUGCAGAACUUUAUUUUCAUGACUCUGCAAAGAAGGAGUUUAUACAACUUUCAAAACGAUUACAAGAAAAAGGUUGGAAAGUGGGAGACCUCCUGCAGGCUGUGCUUAAAUACUGUGAGGCGAUGGAGAAGACGUCCAGCGAGGAGAGAUCCGAGUCCCUGUUUGAUUGGCUCUUGGAAAAUGCAUAGAACAAACUCCAAACCAGUAUAUUUUAUUAUUUGUUUUGAGAGAGGAAGGAACAGAUUAAGAUGCAUAGGGUAAAAUUUGAAUAGUGAAUAUUAACAUUUAAAGUGAAUUGGGAGGAAGGUAAAUAUAGCUUUUUAAGUGUGUUGUGUCAUCACAUGGUAUAUAUAGUUCAAACUUUUGUAAUCUCUCAAAUAUUAUCUUUGUUUAUUCUUCUAUACACAUGUGUAGUGUGUUAAGACCCUAAGAACAUGUAUUUGAAGGCUUUCAGGGACAUUGACUGACAGCAUUCUUUUUGCGUCCAAAUAGUGCUGCUAGAAAUUGCACUGAGGUGGCUGAGGGUGGGUGACAGGGAUAGGGAGUUAUAUUUUGCUCCUUUGCAAGCAAAUGGUAUCCUAUUAAUAACAAAUCUCACAUCAAAAAAUAGCAUCGAGGCUAAUUUUUUUUCUGACAUCUUUUGUCCUAUUUUUAAGGGUCAAUUUUAUUUUCAUAGUUCAGCUAUUGGUAGCUUUUUGAAUCCCCCAAGUUAUUUAAUUUCUUAGAAACAUGAGUAGUUUAGGUUUCUAUAAAUAUCGUAAGUGGUAGUUUCCCUAGCCUUUCAUCAAAUGACAUUAUUUGCUAAUGUUACCAAUUGUUCUGGCAUGAAAGCAAGUGUGUGUGUGUGUGUGUGUGUGUGUGUGUGUGUGGGGAAAGGAGAACUUUACCUUGCUAGUGGUUGGUGCCCUCUUUUAUUUUACUCUUUUCUUGUUAGAAACCCACUGUUAACAUUAAAAAGGUGCUUUAAAAUAAAAUGUCUAUAAAGAUUGUGCAGUAAGAAUUUUUAUUUCUUUUUCACUCUUUUGGGUCCCCAACUUAUCCUAUAAAUGAAAAUAAAGGUGCAAAACAUGUUGAAAUUUUAAAACUUAAUGUUAAUUUGGAAAUGCAUUUAGAGACGCCCAAUAAUUAUUUUCACUGUUGGGAUUUUGGAAAAAAAAACACCCCACUUUAGCAAAGAUAAGCUUUUUCUAGAAAAAAAUGGGACCCUCCCCUGAAUCCCUUCCCCAGUAAAGUGUACCUGCACUGUUUUGUAAAGUCCUCUGAUAUGGUCUUUCUGGGCUCUGCAUUUUCUACUACUUGUCUUUAGUAACUGCGAGUUGACUUGAGUAGAGGACCAGGAUUGUGUUUUGUAUGUGAGGGGUAUGUGUGUGUGAAUUUUUGGUUCUUCCAUUAGCAGAUUUUGUAACCCUAGAGUAGAUCAUUUUUUGUUGGAGGCUUUGGUUUUGCUCUGUUACAUUUUCUUUUUUCUUGAGCACUGACUGUUCUGGAAGCUGCACAAAGUAUAGAAGACAUAGCACCCACCAGGGGACAAGGAAUAAGGGCCCUUACAUUAAUUUGAAUUAUAAUUACAGUAGAGAAAUUAUUUUAUUGCUUUUUAAGAAAAAUACCAAAAUCUAUUUAAAUAUUUCAAGGUUAUACUGUGUAAGCUUUGGUUUUUCUCAAUUUAAGAUAAAGAAAUAGAGCAGGCCUUAAAAAUAAAUUUUCCUGAAGUUUCUUCAGGUAUUUUUUUAAGGUGGAGAAAUGCAGGAAAUGUAUAUAACCAGAAUUGAUUCUGUCUUUAGCUUCUCAGAACUUGAUAUGCAGCAGCACUGGACUGGGUUUUUUAAUGUUAGGAACCAGGUUGUUAUAACAUAGAUUGAUUGAUUAUUAAGCUUAGAUUGAAUUUUUACAAGUGUAUAACUAUCAAGUUGUGUUUGUUGACUUCGAUGUAUGUACGGGUUUUAUUAACAGCAAAACUGAGUUCUGAAUUUCUUUUAAGCUAAAGUGACAAUGUAUUAGUUCUGUAAAACUUUCUGUACUUGAAAAUGUUUGUUUAUUUCUCUUACGGUAAGAUUUUCCUCAUAUCUUUGUUUUCUUUGCAUUAUCUGGAGCUGUGAUGGAUUCAGAAUUCCCUUAUUCAGCCGCUGCGGACUGACAGACCAAUCGUUAGACACUAGCAUGCAUAGUGCUAAUCACAGUGGAACUCCACACUGCUAUCAGUUCAGUGCAGGGGUGUAGAGAAAAAUAUUAAGUGUUGGCAGAUGUGAAAAGAAACGGGAGUUAAGCUUCCGUAUAUAGAUAGAAAACAUUGGAGUUUAUAACAGUAUCUUUUCAUCAAGAACAGUGUAAACUUACUUUGUUUAAAGGCACUUUGUGAUUUUUCCAAAGACGUUGUAGAUCUAUUUGGUUGUUCAGCCUUCAGAACAGAUCUGUUUGUUGAUGACGACUCUGUCUUAUUUUGUUAAAAAUAUACUUGGCAUAAGUAGAUUUAUUAUGACAGUGUAAUACUGCCAUUCUGCACACGUUGGCCCUUAUGAAGUAUGAUAUUUUAUUCAGAACUGUUAAAGUUGUGUUGUGCUUUGGGUUGAAUUCUCUGUUGUAUCAGUUUCAGAAACAUCGAAGGAUCUGUGGAAAGAAAGUGAAGGAGGCCUCUGACGGGGUUUUUAGAACAUUGUUUCAGACUGAAAUGGGGCACUUCUUUCAUAUUCUUCUUUUCCCAAGCCAAGGUUAAAUUACAUUUAUAUUUUGGGUAUUAUUAAUUUUGAUUUUGAAAGUAUUUCCUGAUUUAUACAAAAGGAAUGACACGGAAGAAAAUUACAGUAUCUAUUGGAUGGUGUGACACAAUUUAAUGGAGUAAUAAAAUCUUUGAGAAUAUUCACUCAGUGAAUAUAUGUGAUAACAUCUUCAUAUUUUGAAAAAUGUUCCACUUACCCUUUCAGAUAUUUGAUGUGAAUUAAUUCAAUUCAUAAUACUUUCAUUUUGCUUAAAUAAAGGUUUUAUUUUGCAGGUAGGAGAAGUUAAUUACUUAAUUAAAUGCACCAGGUAUAAAGUGGAAGAUAGUUUACCCACGUGACUUUGAUAUCAUGCACGUUCCCCAAAUGCAAAGUUUAACCUUGACUCAUCAUCAGAGUCUAGACGCAGAUGUCUUCUUAGUUAAUUAUUUAGCAAAUAUUAUUCUUCCACAAUUAAAAUGAUCAAUUUCCCAUCAAUCUAUUGCUUUAAAUUUUGAUUUUUCAAGGGAAACUUUCCACAGAAUUUUUAAAGAGUAAUGCAUCCAUAUUCAGGGUGUAGGGAAAAUACUUUCCACUUAAAACCCUGGCCACCUGUCACCAGCACAUGAGAAUUAGAGCUUCCGUGGGAAUUAUGAAAUUGUACUAAAAUGAAAUGCAUUUUUUCUCAUUUUUAUUAGAAGACCCUGCACACACUUACUCACUCACCGUAUUCCUGUUCUGAAGAUGCAGAUACAGUGUUGGUCACUCUUGUCACUUUAUUUAUUUAUUUGUUUUAACCGUCCAUGUACAUUCCUUUCACAUGGGUAGAAGUAUAGUUCUAGAAGUUCAUUGUUUUGUUUUUGUUGAAAUGUUUGAAUACUAUUUAAUAUCAGGUUUUAAUAUUUCUGGAUUUACUACCUUUGGUUUACCUUGUGCAGUGUUAAAAGUAAUUCACAUUUUUGUUUAAUAUACCAGAUAUAGAGCAAAAGCAGCUUUGAGUAAUUGUAGCUGUUUGUGCUGAAUUACUACAUUAAGAUCUUGCAUAACAGUAACUUUUUUUUUUUUUGCUUUUCAGUAAUUUAAUAUGUUCAUUUACCAAAAUACGAACUAAAAUUUUGUUUUAGCAGUGGCUCAAAAUAAACAUUUCAGAAAUUACUUUUGUAAUAAUGUGCAAUUAAUUGUUCUUUUAUCUUUUUCCAGUUGUUUAAGUCUGUGAUCUUUCUCUUCCAACUAAGAAUUCCCCAAUAAACUUAAGAAAUGCCUG
Molecule: messenger RNA, 5016 nt
Organism: Balaenoptera acutorostrata (minke whale)
Lineage: Eukaryota; Metazoa; Chordata; Mammalia; Artiodactyla; Balaenopteridae
Gene: AKAP11
Product: A-kinase anchoring protein 11
Exons: 6
Coding region: 231-1250 (339 amino acids)
Biological process (GO): intracellular protein localization
Cellular component (GO): cytoplasm
Molecular function (GO): protein kinase A binding
Source: RefSeq, a predicted model, not a curated record